Molecule: messenger RNA, 1632 nt
Organism: Zasmidium cellare ATCC 36951
Lineage: Eukaryota; Fungi; Ascomycota; Dothideomycetes; Mycosphaerellales; Mycosphaerellaceae
Exons: 2
Coding region: 1-1632 (543 amino acids)
Cellular component (GO): nucleus
Molecular function (GO): protein binding; histone methyltransferase activity; zinc ion binding
Source: RefSeq, a predicted model, not a curated record
AUGCCGGCUAAAUAUCCGACAUCUACGGCGAACAAGCGCGCCGUCUACACUAUUAGGCCGAAAGACAUUGUCGAGAUACUCUACCACCGAAAAUGCGACGAGUCCGAGGAGUUUCUUGUCCGCUGGAGGACCAAUCCUAUCUAUCCACGGCCGCCGCGCGCUGUGCUGUCCUGGCACGCGCUUUCGGAGCUGGACGACUGCCUGCACCUUGUCCAACUGUACCUGGAGAACAUCAACGCGAGCAAAUCUUCUAAUGAAACGACUACAACUGAUGGGCCGACCGAGACUUCAUCUCUUUCAUAUUCCCGAAAGAGAAAGCUGUCAGGUGACCAAGUCCUGUCACGUGAUACCGCGAAUGGUCUCCUUACGCCAGCAAACAGUGCCGACCGCUCAAGAUCACCAAGCGCGGAGCGUACGACAGGAGGAUCAUUUGGCCCUCGUGUAUACAAUGGCAUCCUGCAGCGCAAGGAAGGCCGGGUCAUCGCCAAGUCGGUCAAAAAGCUGCCAGAAGCAGCGAGAGAAGACGUCGUCACGAUCAACUCCACGACUUUGCCGACACCAACUAUGCUCCUCGAUGCAAGUAAGGCGCCUACAAAGCAAUCCGAACUUGCCAUACGAAUGAGGUUCCUUGAGCUGCUGAAGCCCGUGAAAGGUGUUCAGUUGCAAAAUCUCGUGGACACAACGACUCCUUCGCUGAACUUUACCUUCGUUGACGACUACGUGCUGAGGGACGGCGUUGACGCACAGGAACCCGAAGCCUAUGAGGGCUGUGUCAAGAAGUGCAAACCCAACAUGGGACAGAACAUGGGCUGCGAAUACACGCAAUGGUGCGAGUGCCUCGAGUAUGCCGCUGUCGACGAGCGUGCCCUGGAGCGAAAGGAUCCAAAACUCCACGCAACAUACAUGCAAGCGAAAGCGGCCGGCGAAGAUAUCGACACCAUGGGAAUGCCGAAACGCUUUCCUUACAGUGCGCCUAAAGACAACCGCUCAGUGCCGCAGACGCUGGGCAGUUACUACCUGGAGAAGCGGGAGCCUGUGUACGAGUGCAAUCACAAUUGCAAGUGCGGUCCCAGAUGCAAGAGUCGGGUCGUCCAAAAAGGCCGCAAGGUGCCACUGACUAUCUUCAAGACAGAGAAUCGCGGCUGGGGCGUAUACUGCAACGAGGACCUUAUGGCUGGAGAAUUUAUCGACACGUACCUAGGUGAAGUUAUUACCGAUACAGAGGCCGAUCGACGAGAGACCGAGUCGGGCAAAAUGAAGAACAGCUACUUCUUCAGCCUGGACAAGUUCAGCACUGAGCACGACGGCGAAAUUGAACCCGAGGACUGCUUCAUCGUCGACGGACAAUACAUGGGUGGACCCACCCGCUUCAUCAAUCACAGCUGCGAGCCCAACUGCAAACAGUACGUUGUGUCGUUCAACAAGAACGACUUCAAGCUGUACAACCUCGCCUUCUUCGCGUACGAGAACAUCCGAGCUGGAACGGAGCUGACCUUCGACUACUUCGAUCUCGACGAGGUGGAGGAGGAUGAGGCAAUUAGGCGGCGAGAAGAGGCCGAGAAAGAUCCAGAGAACAAGGACAAAGUGCGGUGCAAUUGCGGCACGGUCAAGUGUCGUGGCUUCUUGUGGUGA